Poeciliopsis prolifica (blackstripe livebearer) is the source of this 1429-nucleotide messenger RNA. RefSeq names its product alpha-2,8-sialyltransferase 8F-like. The coding region runs from base 62 to 1141 and encodes 359 amino acids. Gene Ontology annotation, molecular function: alpha-N-acetylneuraminate alpha-2,8-sialyltransferase activity. NCBI's taxonomy places the organism in Eukaryota, Metazoa, Chordata, Actinopteri, Cyprinodontiformes, Poeciliidae. Gene Ontology annotation, biological process: N-glycan processing; oligosaccharide metabolic process. The record is from RefSeq and is a predicted model, not a curated record. The transcript has 7 exons.
CUUGUGAAACAGUCAGAGGAGGAAGAUCAUGAAGGAGUCUGACGGGUGAGUCCAGCCGAAGAUGGGAGGCAUGAGGGGGCAGCUAUUCCGUUUUAUGAUCGGCCUCCUGUUUCUGGCAAGCCUGCUGACCAUUUUAAUGUGGUACACGCUGGACAACAAAAAUUUGAAAAUUCGCAGACACCUGCCCAAAAUGAAAAUUGUCCCCCGGUCUACUGAUUCCUGCAAAAACUGUGGAGAGAGUAUAAAGAAAGCAUUGGAUAUUUACUACAAAAUCUGGAGAAAACAGGAGGACAGUUUCAAAAAUUUUAGUCAGCAGCUGAGCAGCAGGUGCCAUGGGUUAGAUAAAGCCAUCAUUAGCCAAAUGAACACUCCACUGGGAUCGAAGCUUGUUUAUGAUGGGGAAAAGAAGAGGACGGCUCAAAUAAAUGCAGAGAUCUUCAGCACCUUCCCAAAGGUUAGUCCUUUCUCAAACAAAACAAGGGCCUCCUGUGCCGUUGUUGGGAACGGCGGCAUCCUGGCAAACAGCCAAUGUGGAAAAAUGAUUGAUUCAGUUGAGUUUGUCAUCAGGUGUAACCUACCUCCUGUUUCAGACGGAUAUGAGAAACAUGUGGGUAGAAAGACAAACCUUGUGACAGUAAACCCAAGCAUCCUCUUAGAUAAAUACGGGUCUCUAAUGAAAAGCCGCCGUCCUUUUGUGGAGACGUUGCGGAACUAUGGUGACUCCAUUAUGCUUCUUCCUGCCUUCUCCUUUGGUAUGAGCACCCCUGUGUCUCUGCGGGCUUUCUACACUGUUGAGGACUUUAAAAGUCCCAUCCAGACUCUCUUCCUGAACCCACAGUACCUUGAGAAUCUGGCCGUCUUCUGGAAAUCUCAGGGCUUGAAGUCGCUACGGCUGAGCAGUGGCAUCAUGAUGACAAGCCUGGCGCUGGAAAUUUGUGACGAUGUGCAUCUGUACGGAUUCUGGCCCUUCAGUAUUCACCCACACAGCUUCCAAGACUUGAGUAACCAUUACUAUGAUAAUAAACCAGCUAAAAAGAACCUCCAUGCCAUGCCCAUGGAGUUCAACCUACUGCUGAACCUGCACACCCAAGGUGUGUUACAACUACACUUGGGGGACUGUGAACCAGGUGAUUAUUAUUAGUCUUGGAGGAAAAAAGAUUAAUCUAUCAAAACACGUAAUUUUCUUUUGAAUGAAAGGUUUUUAUAAUAAGAUAGAUGGUACACACCCAGAGGGAACAUAAGUUUUCUGUAAUUUGUAUAAAAUUACACUGCCAAGAAACGGUUUAGUUUCUUGAACAUUGGAAACCUUUGGAUAAUUUUUAUGUAUGUAGAUUCUAUAAUGGUGACAUAAAACCCUGUCGAUGUCUACUCAGGUUUGUGCCUUUAAAGGAAAUGUAUUAUGAAAAUAUACAUUUUGCACAUUUUUGUA